Babesia ovata is the source of this 9876-nucleotide messenger RNA. Its product is annotated as origin recognition complex subunit, putative. The record is from RefSeq and is a predicted model, not a curated record. NCBI's taxonomy places the organism in Eukaryota, Apicomplexa, Aconoidasida, Piroplasmida, Babesiidae. The coding region runs from base 1 to 9876 and encodes 3291 amino acids. The transcript has 7 exons.
AUGUUAGCCACUGGCGACUGGGUCGGCAAUCCGCCGGCUGUGGAGGCCCAGGACGGCUUCUAUGGCACCAGCAACCUUCUGUCGGCGCGUAUGGACCACUCCGCGCGGACAUACGACACAGAUGGAGUAGGUCCGUUGCAUGGCCUAAGCGGCCGUGCGCCGAAGGGCGACGCGUCUAACUCCGUCUUGGAGCGCUACAGCGGGGCGCUGGACAUGCUGCGCAACCAGCUGUGGUGCGCUCCGGCUAGCGGCAACGUGUCGUUCGAGGAAUGUCCGGACGAGGAGAAGAGCUCCGAGGUCGACGAGCCGAGUAGUUCCAGUGACUCGUCGCAUGUCAUCAAGGUCGAGCGUGAUCUGUGUUCACAGAGCUCCGUGUUUCUGAAGCGCCUGCUGCUUCGCGCGGACCGGGUGCCAGCGUCAGUGAUCGACGGCGUGCUUUCGGAUAAGCGCGUUGUGCGCCGCCUGCGCAAACUGAACAGCACCUUGACGUUCGGCAAGCAAUUAUAUAUGCCCGAAGAUGAACUGGACCCUGAAGUAAUGCGUGCAGUUGAUACUGCGUGCACUCUUUUCAAUGGCAGCUGCGUGCCCGCGGUGAUGUGGCCAUGCACGGACCGGAACAUAGACCAUAACGAGCGCGUGACCAUCACGAACUCAGCCGUGUUCGAGGCUCUCCAGAUACACCGCCUGCUGAAACACAACCGAACUACCUAUGUGGAAUGGGGACGUAGCGCCACUUCUGGCCAUGAGGAGGGUGGCCCACUACCGAUAGACGUGAUCGACUCUGCUGUGAUACGUGAGAUGUCUGACACGAUUUUGGACGAGCUGUCAUCGACUCUGUGGUGUAUAGGGUUCAUGGCUCUGCACGCGCGUUCCUCCAAUGAUGAUAAAUUACGUACGCACGCGUCUACUAUCCUGUCGGAUCCCAAGGACCUGACGUCGAGGCUGUGGAAGUACUACCUCGCUUUCUCCGAUCAUGUCAAAACAAGGUGCGCCCACCUGAAAGAUAUCAACAAAACGUUGAAUGACAAGUUGAGUGGGCGUUUGAUCGUUGAGGUGCAUCGCGUAUUGACCCUCCAGUGCGCCAUCGUGAAGGCCCUGCUGGACAUCCACAUGGGUACCCGCAGCAUGAGCAUAUCGGAGUACGAGCGUUAUGAAGCGCAUUAUGGGAGACGAGGCUUCAGCGGUGCGUUUUCUGCCGCCCGCACCGUGAUUGGCGCUGACGAAUGCGCCAGUUCGCCGCUGCUGAUGCACGCAGUGCACGAGCUACAGUCCCUCGGGUCGUUGUUGCUGAGCAGUUUCUUUUUGUAUGACGCGUUUGGCGAAGCUAAAGACGAAGUUACAAAAAGAGAUUUCCUGGUAGACACCACGGAUUUAAUGCGCAAACAGCUGACGGUUUCCGGGAGAGGCCUGUCGAAUAACAAAUCCUCUGCAGUACUGGUCUUCGCUUACGCCUGCUUCCUUAAGGAUCUGUCUGGAAACCAGGCUUCUCGCAACGUCGACGCUUCAUUUGCGAGUGACGUCGCCGUCCACCUUGAUACGUACAGCGAAAGCUUGGAAUGGAUCGCUCUAUCGCGGGAUAUGCUUAGCGUGUCUGGUUCUACUGGUGUGGCGACUUCCCCGUGUCGCAUGGUGCUGUUGGAGUCAAUUUCGCGCAUUAUUGACAGUUUUGGAAUUGACAAACUUCCUCAUCUGGAUCGCAUUAUAUUUUCCAUUUGCCGGAUCGUUAAAGGUGAUGAGUCCGUCUCAGACCGCGGGUACCGAACAACCAAGCUGUCCAUUUUGGAACGUGUGAGUACUUAUCUGAUGUCACACUUCCCUUUCGGUCUGAACGCACUGUUCCAGCUGCUGGCAGCGUGCUUGCCGCAUUGCACGGAGUCUCACGACGAUUCAUACAUGGAUGUGGAUAGUGACUGCGGUACCAUGGAGCUAAUUGUCCAAUAUUUGCUGAAGCCAUUCGACACGAUCACCUUAAGUCCGUUGAUCGCACCCCUCGAAUAUAAGCCGGAUACAAGCGAAUUCGAGUUGAGCGGCGACGUUUAUAUCGUCAUCCAACUGUUACACAUGCUGGGUUUUGACAAGCAGGUCUUGUUUAAGCGGUGGUUCAAUUGGGGCAUGGGCAGCUGCCUGUAUUAUCUGCGUUCAGGCAGCAUCGGCAAGCGUGUCUCGCUGAACAAUCUAAGGCAUCUUUCCACGAAGCAGAACGCACUGUUAAAUGAACACGAGGACUCAUGGGUGGUCGACGCCGGCAUGCAGAACAUUGCUCUCGACAGCUCUAUUGGCGCCUUUUGGAUUCAGGACGCCCAAAUGCCGAAGCCGUACGAUGCAGCUGCAUCUUUGCGCGGUUGUCGCUUUGAACUUGAAAAUUCCAUGUGCGUCACGUGCCACACCACCACCGGUAAGCAGUCCGCGCAACAGCCGGAGCCCACACUGCACUUCACGCUGUUGCGUGCCAUCUGGACCGUAUGGCGGGGUUCUAUUCUAUAUAUGUCUAAUAUGAACUGCGAUUUACCGGAUCACGCACUUCGGACGUUCGUGGAGUGUAACUCUCUGUUGGCCAGGCUGCUAUCCAAGUUCCCACGGCUGACAUCUUUGAUAGAGGAUCACAUCCUAUCAAGCCUUCAUAUGCGCGACGCUUCGAGCCAAUUCCCCUUCGGGCCGUGCAGCCUCAUUUUCCACUACACGUUGCUGUUCGUGCUGUGUCUGAAGCGCCGCCAGCUGCGCAUCAUGCUGCCCGAGGUCAUCGAAGCACUACGUGGCUUCCUCAUUCCGGCAUACGUUGUGCCAGUGGGUGACAAUGCCACCGAGGUCGAGUUCAGCCGAUACUGGAUAUUUUUGGAAUCCUUCGAGUUCUGCUGCCAGGGUACGGCCGAGGAGGGCGAUACAUCCGUGUUUUCACUGAUGGAUCGGAUAAUGCAGGAAGAGGAGCGCCCGAUUCGCAACUAUCCCGUGACUCGUGGCGUGUUGAUGUUCUUCAAAGAGCUGCUGGAGCAGUGCCCUCCUGAGUUGUGGAUGUUGAGUGGCUGGCAUCAUGGCAUGCUGAACAUGUCGCACACUUCGUUGGACAUGGAGUCGAACAACGUGACACAUGGUUUGGGGCUAUCGUAUCUGUCCUCCCUGAAACGCUACGUGGAUGCGAAUGCACACAAAUCUCGCGAGCUAUACAACCCGUUCCAGACCAAGUUGCUUUGCGAGUUCUUCGCUUUUGUGUUGAAAGGCGUGUCUCCCAGUAUUGCGGAUUCGGAGUUUGCCGACAGCGGCGAGCGGCUAGACCUAUUGUGCACUAUCGCGGAUAUCGUCGAACUCAUCUGCCGCAUCUUCCGUGUGCACAACUACGACAACUCCAAGUCUGUGUUUGGCGAUGCGGCAACCGAAGCUGCCGAUGACUCUUGGCUCCAGGGCCUCAAAGAACUGAUAAAUCGCUGCCUGUUGACACUGUCUGGAUCAAAUUAUAUCAUGGAGGUCAUUGCCGUGUUGACAUGCCAGCUUGACGUUUUGGCCUACCACCAGAGGGGCAGCGGCUCGCUCGUUAUGGUGAAUGCCCUCACGUUCAGCGAGGUGAGUUUGGACUUCUUCACCGUCCGUAAGGACAUCAAGAGUCGCACGGCUCUGCACAUCUCGUCUUCCGCCGCUCCGGAUAGCGGGUAUGCGUCGUGUUAUCAGUCCUUAUGCAGUUUCCGUUGGCUUUGCCAGCAGGAGCCGAUUAGCCCAUUGGGCAUGUCCAAACGGCUUAUUAGCUCAUCACUGAGGCUCCUACGUGACCUGUAUGCGGCAGCCUUGCCUCGUAACCGUAACCCUCUGUUCGCUACAUUGGCGGACAGUUUGGGUUCGAAUUAUUUCGUGAAGUGCCGCAACGAGAUUGAUCAGCGCCGCAGAUAUUUGCAUUCGUCGGAUAACCUGAUUGACUCGAACGACCCCGUGGUUUAUUAUGCGUCGAGGCAACUUGAACUGCUGUGCGUGAGCCUGCCACAAACGUCCGUAGUGCAGUCGCUAAUAGCGCACACGUACAGCAGCACCACCGUAGCCGCGGCCACCGACAUUAUAUCGCUCUACCUGCUAUUGCACGAACAGUACAAGCUCGAUAGCGGCGCAUUCGUGGGAUCGUUUGCGACCAACAACCGGAUCUUACUGCAGCAGUUGGGGCAGAUGCGAGGAAAUUACGACGUGAUAGCUUUGAGCAGUAAGGACGAAGCCUGCUUCUAUGAGCACCUGGUAUGCGUGUUUUUGGACCCCGCCACGAGCAGCUUUGACACUCGCUUGUCGAUCAUGCAGUACAUUUUGGUUGCGCUUAGCACCUGCAGUGGUAUGGAGAUGCUGUUGAACAACAACGGCCUGGACGUCGCAGCGCUCGUGGACUUUGUGGACUCAGUCUUACGCUACCACGUGCUGCACGGCCGACCUCACAACCUGGGUGACGUGACCGUUGCCCAGUAUGCGUUGUUGAUUUUCGCGCGACUGGUAGAGCUGUCCAAGGGAGCACACCAAGCCUAUUGUUGGAAGUCCGUGACGCUGUCACUACGCGUCUUGAUUGAUCUCUGGCGUUCGUUCGACUCGAAUCUAUUCGUUGACCCCGAUGUGGCACUCAAUCAGCAGGGCGUAGUUCCGCGGAGCACCAUGGUGAAGGAGCUGUGGUUCGACCAGGUGUCACCUGACAUGUAUGUGGACAUGGUGGACUCCCUCUUGGAGCGACGUCUGGGCCUGCUGCGCAUAAUGGGCUCUGUCUAUGCUAUAUUGGAUUCUCUGAAUGUUCAGCUACAGGCUUCCAAGUCCAGCGGCAGCGAUCUUCCCGAUGACCUUUUGCGUCUGCUUUCAUUCGUCUCCACCAAUUGGGAUUUCAUGGACACGUUGUUACCCAUUAUCGUGUAUGACUCGGGAUUCGUGGACACGUACGUGAAGAACGACGUGACGGAGAAGAACCUGCGGCAGUACUACCGCCUUGGUUUGUGGCUUGGUGAGGACUGUAUGUUGCCACUGUCCCGCUGCUUGCACUAUCUGCAUGACAUGAACGUGCCGCCUCACUUGCUUCUGAUGAGUGGCGAUUCCCCGAGCGAGAUCAAACCGUUGGAUAUCCAGUCGCUGCUACGUUCAGUGGUAUCGCAAAAGUUGGCGCGUACAAAAUCGAAUGUCGCUGAGAAAAUAUCGCGGCACGAUUUUGUCGUCGACAUGUUCCGUCCCCUGCUCAGCGAUAUAGUGGGCCCUCCGGAGGCAAAUGGUUUCGAUAACACCCGUUCGGAGAGCAACCCACAAGAGGCCGAAUCCACGACCAGCGAAUCAGUGCACCCCGACUAUUCGUUCUACAGUUUCGGCACUUCGGGUGAAUUCGGCCACCGCUACAUGAUGGACGUGGAGAUGUUCCGCCACUUCUGCAUGGUGCUGCUGACCUCGGCCGACGACCAGGUGAACGUGCUACUGUCUCGUGGUAUGGCCAGCGUUCGCAGCUGUGUCGAGAUGGUGCCCUAUGUCGAUUCGCUAAACGAGUUAAAGGUGAGAUUAUUGCGCCAGCUGUGCCACGUAGUGGUCAACUUCCGUUCGUUUGGCAACGGCCUGGCUUCACGUAUGGAUACGUUGUUACGCGACGACGUAUCGGCGUGUGAGAAGGACUCCCUGCGCACGCUGAAGACCCCGAUGCCACCGUUUGAAAUGUUCGCUUUUAAUGGUGCCAUGCUACUCCAGCUGGUGCUUACCCGCCCAGAUUGCCUGUCUGAGCACCCUGUCUACGUGGGUCUGCUAAUCGAGUUUUUGCGCCUGCUUUUCGAGAAAAGCUUCAGCCUUCCACGUCUGGAGAGCAGCUUCGUCAGCUACUACGAGUGCUGCAGAUCUGCGGACGCCUCCGAUGGCGGCUUCGUCGAUUACAUUGUGAGUCGCGACUUCGUGGGUAGUAGUGAUGCAGUGGGUGGAGAUGGUGAGACGGCCACGCUGGACAAGUCCGUACAAGACAUACCGGAUGAGGAUUCUAAUCAGGAAGAAGUGGGCCAGGACUUCCGUCUCUUCGCCGUAAAUGUGUUGGGUGGCCUGGUGGCACAGGUGGCCCGAUGCGUUGUGGAAUUCAGCGAAUGCUUCCACGACGUCCUGAAUGUGAACUUCAAAGCCCCAAACCACAGCAGAGGCUUCCUCAAGCUCCGAAAAGCGGCCUUGCAGUCGUGUUUGAUGUACCGCGGCAGGAGCACUCCGAAAGGCGACCCGACGAUGUCCCCGGGGGCAUUCUCCGAUGGAGAUUCGCAUGGUGCGGAUAGCCACGAUUGUGUCUGCACCAUUGCGACUGGCAAGGGCGUCGACACGGACAGCGUGAGCGUGUGGCUACAGUUCAAGAUGGCUUCGUUCUUCUCAUGGCUAUACAAAGCGCUGUCCCAUGCCACCAAGAGCGCUCACGAGCAGGAACCUCGAGGCGUCGAGGACGGCGUGAUGGAAGUGUACCAGCGCGUAACUAAGUACGCACUGAAAAGCAUUACCCAGAGCUGCCUCCGAAUGAUCGGUGACAUGCAAAAGGAAAACAUCCGCCUGCUGCAGUGUUUCGUUGGCAAUGGAUACGGGAUCUUGCAAACCGGUGAGCUUGAGGCUGCAUACGUGUUUAUCAUGGGCCCUUACGUCUCCAUGCUAGCUCUAGAGUCGAUCAUAUGCACUGAUUACAAUGCGUCAUUCCUGCAUGGCAAGGGAUACGUGCAUUUGGUCGAGCUGGCUGAGGCCUUGACACAGCUACCCUACACCACGUCGGCCUGCCUAUCAAAUCAGAGCAUCAGCACGGGCGAUUUGGUUAAUCCAAUGAUGGUGAUGAAGCGUGACAAGCAGAUCAUGGCCGACAACCUGCGCCUUAACACUCGCCAGACGUUCGAAUACGACAAUCGCAACAUGCUGCGUGCAGUGCUGCACAAGCUUAUGGAACGUGUGAAUGUCAUGAUGAUGCACGGCAUACCCUGCAAGGCGUUUGUGUCUCGUUUCGCUGCCUCUCAACUAUUCCAGCGGCUGUACGUGUACUCGUUUUUGUGCAACUUCGUGCAACCCCUUGACAACGUGAACCCGAAGAAGAUGCUGGCCAGAUUCUCCGACCACGUUGUGGACAGCUCAAAGGGCAACUGCGUGGAAGUGAUCGAGAACAGUGUGACUAUGUGGUACCCGUCGUAUCAAGGUUACCGCACCGGUGUCGCGGUUCGAUGCCCAUACCACCUGCUGCAUUGCGGCCUAUUGCGGUUUGUGGUCGACAUGUGCUCCAUCCACGAUGUGGGCGGUGUAAUGGACGCCGUGCACAUGGACAGCGGUUCUAGUGUGCAGACACUGAUUUUGGACGUGCUCCACCUGCUGCGUUCGCGCAUGAGGCACAUGAUGGCCACCGACAGGCUGACGCUGGCACACCUCGAAGAAUCUCACAUGCUUUUUGCGGUGUUACGCCAUGUGCCUAACCGCCACCUGCUGUCAGAAAAUGAUGCAACGCUGGUCAACGAGCUGCUUCGGUACUCGGCGCGCUUCUUUUCCACGUUGAUGCAGGCGUUCCAGAACGGCCUGGACAAAUUGGCCGACAUGAUCCCCGGAUCCAGUGCUGCCGAAUUACCGACCGAGCCGCAGCAGCCGCCCAAAGCGCACAUAUCGCAGGCAGCCGCCCCAACUGUUGAGACGGGCCACCGUGAAAAGCAACGUGGGCCAUACCAGCAGAGGUGCCUCUACCUCGCUUUAAAGACCGCCGAAUCGUUCGCGACGUUCCUACUUAACCUGGAGAUCACAGUUGGCGUCGAUUCGGAAUCACCUCCCCUCAUGGAACAUUUCGUGAAGACUGCGGACCCUCACCGGAUUCGUCGCAUGUGCGGCGUGGACAACAAGGUGUUCCAGGCAGUGCUGCAGUCCGCCGGCGUUGACAACCUAAAAUCGCGCCCUGGCGACCACCAGUCGCCAUGCAGGCCACAUGAGGUUACGUUCGAACACAUGGUCGAUGCCAUGGGCUGUUGUGUGGAGCUGUGCGCGUGGUCGUUGCGCGUCUGCAAGGAGUUGCGUAGCGCCAGCAAGUCGCCAUUCUUAGUUGGAGUAAGGCACCCAGAGAGCACGGAUGUAAGCGUGCCUCUAAGUAUAUCUGUGAAUUGCCGAGGAGAAUCUACCAAAACGUCAAUUGAAGGCGUACACUGCUCCGUGUACCGGGAGUCAUCCGCCUCACCGCCGGACCACGUCGACGUGGCGCCCGUCGCAGUGCCCGUCACCGAAUUCCAAUCUCUGGUGGAAUGCGUGAUCGAGAAGACCUCGCUCUACUGCGCUAGGGCUGUGAACACCGCCUUCCUGCAGAACCAGCUGUACCAGCAUAACGAGCGUGGCAGUCGGAUGUCUGAUGCAGCAUCAUUUGCGCCAAUAGGCAUGCAUUCCGGCGUUAACCACACGGAAUCCUACGGAACCAAACGUCACAGAGUGCCUGGACCAAUCCACUCUACGGUGACGCUGCUGCACAACGCCCUCGCUGAUGUGGCUGCCAACACAUGCUGCCUUUCUGCGUCAACAUCCGAGUUUUGCGCAGUGCUCUCCCGCCUCGUGGAGCGCCGUGUUUCGCAAUCCAAGGCGUUGUCCGAAGCCUUCGGAGACACCUUCGCUUUGAUGACUGCGGAAUUUGAGGCGCACAGCGCCGGAUUCCCCGAGGAAUCUACGCUGUUGCGUCUUUUCGACGACUUCAUGGACCCCGUUCCUCUGGUCCAAUUCGUCGGAGCCGCAGUCAACGAGCGCUACAAAUACGUCGAGGCGGUGCUCUCCCGUCAUAAGGUCCCUUACGGCGUUGUGGACGCUGCGGCGUAUGCAGCGAUGCUGCGCUGGAUGUGGUCGCGUUUCGUGCGACGGCUGGUGGCUGGAUGCUGCGUCGCAUACCCCAAAGAGGCACCACGUUACGGGAAGCUGAAGAACUUCGAGGUGCGUACCUGCUCGGACUUCAUGUACAUAUUGCACUCUCUGGUCGUAACGCCGACUAACCCCGUGCCCGGGAAAGACGACAUCAGCUUCGUAGUGGUCGUGAAGGACUACCACGAGCUGCUAGCCCACGAGCCCACUCUGCUGAAUACGCUGGUACGCCUCCAGGAGAAGCUAAGGCGGUUGCCUAUCACGAAGGGCUAUAUCCGCAACAAGGUAUCGGUAUUGUUUAUGGGUCCUCGCCCCAUGCCCCCUGAGGUGACGAAGGGUGAUAUCGCCAUCCCCCUCGUGCGUGUGCGGCUGAUCGACCCUGACGGUAUUGAGGAUCUGCUGCGGUCGGUCAACUACAAAUUCGCGCUCAAGAGGGCGCGUCAGAUGUUGCCGGGUUUUAGUGAGGGCACGAUUGCCUACCUAUGGGAUGGGUUCGUGCACUACUUCGUGGAUGUGGUCUACACGUGGUACAAGUCGGAGUUAACGUCGAUGGAGUUCUACUGCCGGCUGCUGUGGUCCAACUUCUUGACCCCCCUGAGAGGGGCCCUGGAGCCCGAUGAGGAGCAGCUGGGGGAGUGCCUGCAACAGCUAUGCAAGAGCAUCGACGAGCAACUGCGCAAGGUUAUCGUGCACCAAAGGAGCAGGUUCAUCACCGAGCUGCACGACAUCAAUGUGUCCAACAUGAGACUCCUGCGCACGCAGUUGUACAAGUUCCACGGGAGCCGGCUGAUGAAGUACCUGCUUCUCGGGGCCAUUAUUUCCGCGUUCACUACCCCAGAGAAGAUGCGCCGCCGCGUACGUCGUAAGAAAGGUCGUUCGACUGUGGACGACGUGGCACUGUGGCGCCGCCAUCGCAAGUUCGACAUCUGGUCGUGGCUCGCCAACACCGAGUGGGCCAUGUCGUCUAAUGAGUCUGAGGAAAUUAACAUGGACCCCGUCUUCUUCACCGAGAUUACCAAGGAACUUGUGGCCUCCAUCAUCAGCGACUUGAACAUCGACAUGGACCAGUUCCUCCUCUGA